CACACACACACCAACUCUCGGUUCUGUAAUCUUUUCACAUUUGCUUUGUAGUAAUCUAAAUUACAGAGCUGCUGUUAUCAAGAAAAUACUCAUAUUUAUAAACCAAAUGUGAGUUGCUUGAUUGUAUUUUAAAUAUUAACCACUUUCCAUUUAGAAAUCUUGGAAUAUAAUAUACAGCAGAAGCAGUCUCAGCUGCUGGAGAUGCAAGUGGAGCUCAACAGUGUGAAAGACAGAGCAACAGAACUGCAGGAACAACUGAGUUCUGAGAAAAUGGUGGUUGCUGAACUGAAGAGUGAGCUCGCACAAACUAAAUUGGAACUAGAAACAACACUCAAGGCACAGCAUAAGCGCCUAAAGGAAUUAGAGGCAUUCAGAUUGGAAGUUAAAGAUAAGACAGAUGAAGUGCAUUUGCUUAAUGAUACACUAGCAAGUGAACAGAAAAAAUCAAGAGAGCUCCAGUGGGCUUUGGAGAAAGAGAAAGCAAAAUUGGGAUGCAAUGAAGAACGCGAUAAAGAAGAAUUAGAG
Molecule: messenger RNA, 525 nt
Organism: Carlito syrichta (Philippine tarsier)
Lineage: Eukaryota; Metazoa; Chordata; Mammalia; Primates; Tarsiidae
Product: A-kinase anchor protein 9-like
Exons: 2
Biological process (GO): maintenance of centrosome location; regulation of ventricular cardiac muscle cell membrane repolarization; signal transduction
Cellular component (GO): synaptic membrane; centrosome; Golgi stack
Molecular function (GO): protein kinase A regulatory subunit binding; molecular adaptor activity; potassium channel regulator activity
Source: RefSeq, a predicted model, not a curated record